Messenger RNA from Aaosphaeria arxii CBS 175.79, 1232 nucleotides. RefSeq lists its product as uncharacterized. Bases 311 to 1150 code for a protein of 279 amino acids. The transcript has a single exon. Lineage: Eukaryota; Fungi; Ascomycota; Dothideomycetes; Pleosporales. The record is from RefSeq and is a predicted model, not a curated record.
UAUCCAUGUCAGCCCAUGUCAGCACUGUAAACAUCUUAGUCUAAGCGAAUUGAAACGGAAUGUAAGCCCCCUGCAGUGUUGUGCAUCCACGGCGCGUAGCAGUGAACGGUGUAAGGAGAAUCAGAUUGUACAACGCAGUGAAGCGUUUCGAAUUGCCUAGCGAUCAUCGACCACAUGGGGCGCAGUUCACGGCACAGCACAUUGACAGAAUGAUAAUUAGCAUCAAAGGAUCCCAUCAGCGAGCAAUAAUCGUUGUUCGCAAUUAUUGCAAAUUAUCGAUCUCCAUACUGAUUGCAUCUAUUUGCACGCCAUGUAUAUCACGAAGCGAAGCAAUGUCGGGCCCCAGUUAGCAUUCACAUUGCCCCUCAUCUUCGCGAUCCUAUUGGUCGUCCUGGCAUUUGCCGUCUAUCUCCUAUGGAAAUACAGACUAUGGCAAAGGCAACGAUCCCAAGACACCACGGGCAAGCAGCUGGACCCAGAGUCACUCGAGGGGGGCGAUUCCCCAGUUCCAGACCUCUUCACUAGAUUCCAACAAUUUCAGAACCCUCACUACACACCACAAAUCAUCUUCGACGGCAGCAGCGACGAAAAGACACAGCAUAAGACAUACAUCGCGGAGAUACCGCAAGUCCAUUGCGCAAAAGCAGCCACGCCCCAUAUCGUCGAAAUCAAUCCUGCCCGACCUGAACCUAAGGGCGUGGGUAUCCGUGGGCGCAUGGGCUCCAUCAACGGCGACACUAAUCGUCGAGCCGUCAUGGCAGACGACACUCUGAUCUUGGUUGCUCCAGAAUCGGGAUCAACACCGCCGUUGCCUGGAUACUCUUCUACUGCAUCGUCGCCUCAAUUUCCUAGUCCUGCUGAACUCCCAUCGGACUGGCCGCUGAAGGCGCAAACAACAAUCCCUACAAUAGAAAUCAGCAGUCCAACAGAUGAGAAACCGCCCCGCACAGAAUUUGAAACUCCGACAGUAGUGAGCGAAAGCCAAGCUGUCGAUACGGCAUCCCCCGAGACAAAGGAGACAAAGACAGAUGAGAAACCCCCGGCACAACGAGAGAAGCGUGACUCCAUCGUGGAGAUCCAGACCUUAGAAGAGGAUCAAAGGAAAAAGGAUGAGGAGACACAAGAUCGACGAUCUACAGGAGACCGGUAGCUCCGCCUUUGGAGCGUAUCGCAUUUUCAAUUUGUAUCAUGUUUUAUUAGAAUGAAAUGUAAAUGUGUAAUGACCCUUGUAC